GGGAGAAGUGCGUCCACCUAGAAGCUAUUUGGAAAUGUGGGAGAGACGGGGAUGUGGUUCAUGGCUGUCGUUGUUACCGGUAGAAUCAGCAUGUUGAGUAAGGUUGACCUCCAUACAACCACUUGCCGGAGGGUUGACAUGAACUGUGUCGCUCACAGUCGGGGGCUAACAGACGACCUGCUAUGACGAUUGCGGGGAUUUUCCGUGGCACACUUUCGAUUUAAAGGAAAAUAACAAGAUCUGUGAAUACAUCAGUCAAUGUGAACAGUUGUGUCUCUGACGGCCACACGGACAGUCGCACUGUUGGUGUCAGCCUCUACCUGUACAGGUGAAAAGAUUCUAAACAUCUCAAGUGUUUACUCCUGCAAAAAGACAUUCUGGCUGCAAUGAGCUGCACCAAAAUGAUGAACCUAUAUCUCACUUCUUUGUUAUUCCUGCUGGAUGUUACUUUGUGUCAGGAAAGUUGUCGCCCAAUGGAAGUAAAAUACACCAUCGCUGGUUUCAUUGACAAAAAUGUGAGCGUGAUGUUUCAUCUAAAUGAGACAUGUGGACAAGAUGUUGUAUUUCGGAACACAAGUAUGACUUUCUGCCGUAUUAAGCCUUCAGACAAGUCCAUAGUGGGUAACUACUGCACUCGUUUUAAAAAUGGAUCGACUUUAUUUUUGACGAAAUUUAACAAACUGGGCGAACAUGUCAUUCAAUUGCUAUUGGAAAACGACUCGAACGUGAUAAAUCCUGCAAAUGUCACCUUUAGCAUUUCCGAGCCGUCGAAAAAACAGGAUAAAAAUAUUGGCAUUCCCAGUGCUCCAAACCUACAAGAUACAACAACAUCCAUUUCAGACAGCAAAGAACCGAGCAGUCUGGUUCAUAUCAUCGAAACUACUUCUGACUCCGCAAGUACAGAGCGGCCUAAUAACGAGUACACUAUUACCGUGGUUUUGACUGUUUCCUUGGUGGUCGUGGUUAUUGUUAUAACCAUUUCACUCUGGUGCUGCUGGAGAAGAAAGCGUCAGAAGAUAUCAAGGACACCAGGUUGCGAGGACAAAGACAGUGCGAACAAAGAUCAACGGGAUAAUCUUAUAAAUAAAAGUAAAGAGUCUGAAGAUUUAAGCUCAUUGCCCCCUUCACCAUCCGGGGCUUUUACAGAUUGGCAAACGUCCAAGGGUCAGCUGACAUUUCUUGAUGAGGACCAAAAACAGGCGCCACCCACUGAAGUCUUGAGCACACCCAGGGAAAAGAGAGACUUCCAACAAACUCCCCAGCACAGCAUUCAAAGUGUGAUGGAGCUUCUCAAGAACCUUCCCCAAAGCCCAGAACUCAGCGACGGUCCGCUAAAAUCAAUCAACAAACAAAUAACGAAAUUGACCUAUCGGUCUGGUGCUGACGGUUCUGUUGAGAUUAAGUUCAAGACCAACAUCUGCCCAGACAAAGACCAGGAGAAAGAAGAUGUCAGUCUUGGGCAACACAAAAUGCAGCAAGAAUCCCCCAAUAAUGAAGACAAGGAACAAGCAGGCCUGGCUGCUUGUAAAACAUGUAUUGUAGACAUGGAACUGAAAUCCAGCAUCGAUGUCCAAGAAGAACAAACGGCCACGGAUGUUCACAGAGGAUUUGUUGACCCUGACAUCAAAGUAAUCCAACAUGAGGACAGUAUGAACUUAAAGCAGUCAGGAGAACUCGAGGAACCAGCUACACAGGAAGACAGACUAGUGAAACCGUCCUCUCCUCCUGAAGUGGUCAGUCCUGAUAGUGACUUGUCAGCAAACACAAACAACUUCAGUGAAAACCCAGAAGAAACCUCAAAAUUGCUUGGCAAAUGGAGUACUGUGGACCAGGACAGUCAAAGUCAGACAUUUGAAACGCAAGCCGACCCCGAAAUCCUGCUCAGCCAUGUCACUACAACCACAAAGCUUAGUGAGGAUAACACGGAGCAGCAAGAGAGUUCUCCUGUCAGCGAGUCAGCUUCUGAAACAGGACUUCUGAAGGUUCGCACAGUGCAGUGACAUAACAUAAUGAUUAUAAGUCACACCUUAGAGACACACACACACAGAGUGUAGUGACAUAACUAUUCCAAGCCUGAAGAGUCAUUGAGUAAUUAUUGUCAAAAAAAAAAACAUGUAAGAGGUUUCAUUAUUGUGACCCUCAAGGGAGCCCUCAAGUUUACUUGGAUGUUUCUCUCCGACGAUCAGACCAAGCAGUGCUUGCGUCGUUUUGCUGUGAAUAGUUCACAAAAAUAAAAAUAUUACUGGUAUUUUCAGUACACAAGAUGGCUGGCCAUAAAGUGUGCAGAAUUACCCCAAAGUGUAAAUAUAAAUAAACCAUUAUGUUUCGGUGUUUUUCGUCUUAUUAGCUCAGACUUUCUCCUCAGGGUCGUUGUUAUUUGAGGGUUAGCUAUGGACCAGAAGAGUUGCAGGAAUUAACUGGAAAUACCUUUAGUGUAGGACUGAGAAUCCACAUCUCUCCAUGAGAUGUUACCAGUGUUAUUACAUAUGCAACCAUUUGAUAAUAAAAUGAUAUUCUUUAACAUAACGGAUGAACGCAAUAAACAUGGAAUCUCUCAUUAUUUUUAUUUGCAACAUCCGCACUUUAUCUGUCUCGUGAUGAAGACAUACUGUGCAGUCUUUUCAUUUUUGAUAUCUUCAUUGGAUGAAUGUUAUUCCCUGACACAGACACAACAUUAAAAGACCGUGUAUAGAUAGCAGACAGUUCAUCGAAAUGAAAAUAGCAAUAACUACGAGUGUCGGUACAUUUUUGUUGAUGGCUGUUUCAUUACCAUUUGUAUAUAAAUUAUUUUGAUCUUUAUGGCACCUUCUGUCUCUUUUUUUUUACAUUAUAUAAAAUGAGAAACUACGAUGGUGUAAAUUACUCAGUUAUGUGUUUUAUCAAUUUAGCUCCAGGUGUGAUGAAUAUACGAGGAUACUUUGUACUGGUUUUACAAAUGUCAGUCCAAGUAUUUAUCAUAUUGAUUUUGAUAACUGACAACCCUGAUGUUAUUGUUUCGCUGAAGCUUUUUAUGAAUGAAAAAACACUUUAAUGUUUGUAAAUAAAAUGUCUUUCUUGAGUUUUGUUUUUAUGUUUUCAGUUUUCCGUAAAGCUAAAAUGCAUUUUGUGCUGAACAUUUCUUUGUUUAAGUAAAAGAAACGUUUUGCCAUCUGUUGCCUUGGAUACAGUUAAAUACAUUUGAAAUAAAUAAACACUGCAAGGACAGUGUGAGC
This is a messenger RNA of Pomacea canaliculata, 3212 nucleotides long. RefSeq lists its product as uncharacterized. The transcript is spliced from 13 exons. Lineage: Eukaryota; Metazoa; Mollusca; Gastropoda; Architaenioglossa; Ampullariidae. The record is from RefSeq and is a predicted model, not a curated record. The coding region runs from base 387 to 2000 and encodes 537 amino acids.